ACGUAAAAGUAUAGGACCAAAUCGGUAAUUUCCCCAAACUUGAAAGAGCUUUAUUGGAAUGCCAUUAUGCCCCCACAAAGUUUGGACACUUCUCAAUUCGGCCCAUGAAGUUUUGACAAUUUGCCCCCCAGAGUUUCAACGUCUUAGUCUUCUUUCUGUUGGUGUAGAGGUUAUAGGGAGCUGGCACGACUCGCCCAAUUAUCGGGAAGUAACCGAACCCCACUGUCAUCGCCACUUAUCCGGUCAUUAAAAGCCUUUCGUGCCUAAUCAGAGACAUGCUCUUGGUAUGUCUCUUAAGAGUAGCGCACGAAGUGGACAGUGUCCGACACAUUCGAGGGAUACAGCGGUGGUCAGAACACAUGAUGUGCUAAUAGGGAAGAAACGCGAUUUUGUGGUACGGUGACAUGGAACCGACCUGAACGCUUAGCAGUACUAGCUAGUAGCCGGGGCAUGAAAAGGAUGUUGCCCACCAAACACAAAUCUUCCUCUCUAAAUAUAUAGGCAGUUUUCUGGUUUGUUACAGUUAAUCCACUUGACUCUCACUUUUGCGCACAUUCUAUUGUUGAUAUAUACAUAAAACAACUUCAUUGUUUUCCAUUAAUCUCUAAGAGGAAUAUGGAAGUUAGAGAAGAGAAUCAGAUUGAAGACAUUUCUUCGUUGCCCUCUUCCACAGUGGGGCGUAUGCAGAUCGAGGGGAGCAGCAUGUAUUCGGAGGUCGAUGUAGAGUACGGAACAUUGAACACCAACAGAGAUCAACCUCUUCCAAUAUAUCUCAAGUUUGCAGAUGUCCGGUACAAGGUGAGAAUCAGCCAUGCUGCUUCCCCGAGGAAUGUGGUUAAGACAGUUACGUCAAGAGUGACCCUAUCGGCAGAGCCAAACAAGGACCAAGACAGCUACAAGCAUAUCCUGAAAGGAAUAACAGGGAGUGUGGGUUCAGGGGAAAUUCUUGCCCUAAUGGGGCCUUCAGGAAGUGGAAAGACAACCUUAUUGAGGGUAAUAGGAGGAAGGUUGCUUGACAAUGCCGCCGGAACUGUUACUUUCAAUGACGUUCCUUAUACUCCAGCUCUCAAGAGGAGAAUUGGAUUUGUGACUCAAGAUGACAUGCUAUUGCCACAAUUAACAGUAGAAGAAACCUUAACUUUUGCUGCUUUUCUAAGACUAUCUAGCCACCUGAGCCGCAAACAGAAACGCAACAGAGUGGAUACAAUCAUCAAGGAGCUUGGCCUUGAAAGAUGCCGGAACACGAGAGUAGGAGGAGCAUUUGACAAAGGGAUAUCAGGAGGGGAGAGAAAGAGGACGAGCAUUGGCCAUGAAAUCCUAGUCGAUCCUUCACUUUUGUUGCUCGAUGAGCCGACUUCCGGCCUUGAUUCCACAUCCGCCAACAGGAUUCUCCAAAUACUUCAAGGACUUGCCAAGGCAGGGAGGACAAUAAUCACAACAAUACACCAACCAUCGAGUAGAAUGUUUCACAUGUUCGACAAGCUUCUGCUCAUAUCGGAAGGCUACCCCAUUUACUACGGGAGGGCUAGAGACUCCCUCGAAUAUUUCUCGUCAAUGCGGUUCAUUCCUCAGAUCGCGAUGAACCCCGCAGAAUUUCUGCUUGAUCUUGCAACCGGACAGGUAAACGACAUCAGCAUCCCCGAUGAUCUGUCUGGAAUUCGAGCAGUCGCCUAUCCAGAGAAGGCCAUAAUCAGAUAUCUUCAGCUCAAGUACAGUGCACAGUUGGAGCCGAUGGAACGGGUGAACCAUCAAGCAGUACAGGCACCAGAGCAGCUCCGGAAAGCAAUUCAGGUGAAGAAGGACUGGACAAUGACAUGGUGGGAACAAUUCCAGAUACUGUCAAAGAGGACAUUCAAAGAGAGGUGUAGUGAUUAUUUUGACGCCCUCAGAUUAAUCCAAGCCCUCGGAGUUGCUCUCUUGCUGGGCAUGCUCUGGUGGAAUUCCAAAUCCGCCACCGAGGCCCAACUUCGAGACCAGGUCGGGUUAAUGUACUACAUCUGCAUAUUCUGGACGUCAUCAUCGCUGUUCGGGGCAGUGUACGUGUUUCCCUUCGAGAAGGUGUAUCUGGUGAAGGAGAGGAGAGCCGACAUGUACCGGAUGAGCGUGUAUUACGCGUGCAGCACGCUGUGUGACAUGAUCGCCCAUGUGUUCUACCCAGCCUCCUUCAUGGUCAUCAUCUAUUUUAUGGCCGGCUUCAAGAGAACUUUCCCUUGCUUCCUCCUCACCGUGCUUGCGAUAAUACUGAUCGCGAUCACCAGCGAGGGGGCAGGGGAAUUUUUCGGGGCAGCAGUGAUGAGUGUCAAGAGUGCAGGCAUGGCUGCUUCUCUGGUGCUCAUGCUAUUCCUCCUCACUGGAGGUUAUUAUGUCCAGCAUAUCCCAGCAUUUGUACAGUGGCUGAAGUACCUGUCCUUCAUGUACCACGGGUUCCGGCUCCUCCUGAAAGUCCAGUACUCCGGAGACCAGCUGUACGAAUGCCAGAGCCGAGGCGGAUGCCGACCCCUCCAGAGUUCGCCUUCAUUCGACACUGUCAGUCUGGAUGGUGGCCUUCAGGAGGUGUGGAUCCUUCUAGCCAUGGCUAUUGGGUACAGGAUCUGUGCCUACAUCUGCCUUCGGUGGAAGAUCAACAAGAGCACCCUGUGAACGAUAAGGGUUCAAGCAAAUACACGGUUUAUAUCAUAACAGGAGAAACUCAUCUCGACUGCAUUUGGUGGCUCGCGACGGACUUAUGCUGUUGUGGGCCUAAAAUGAGUUUUGGUUUUCACAAUAUGACCUUAUAGUUGAUAUUAGCUCGACCUGAAUAAACUGCUACUUUUUUUGAGACGUAAUCGGGUUACAGCACGAUGUAAUGAGUAGAGUAAGGCUUGUGAAUUUAGUCCGAGAUGAACAGCGAGACCUCAUGAUUAGUAUCAUUAAUAUUUCCAUCAAAUCGCUUAUGAUAUAAA
Punica granatum (pomegranate) is the source of this 2942-nucleotide messenger RNA. The record is from RefSeq and is a predicted model, not a curated record. Lineage: Eukaryota; Viridiplantae; Streptophyta; Magnoliopsida; Myrtales; Lythraceae.